CUCUCUUCCUCUCUGUCCCCCCACCCACUCCCUCCGCUGCACUCCCUUUCGGCACUUCCGGAAUCAUGGCAGUAACUUUUUGUUGUUGUCUCGCCUGCUAACGCCGGGUGUAGAAAAAGGGCUUUUCGUCCAGAUAGGGAGUGGGAGAGCGGCGCUGCCCCCCGAGCUCCCCACAUAGAAAGCGAUGGCCGGUAGCAGCUUUCCGUUUAAUUCCUAAAGUUCAUGCUGCGCGAAUUCACUCUCAACUUUUCUUAUCUCUAUAGGCUCCCACCGGAAGUUCCGGGUGUUGGUGUCACUCUAUAAUUUUGAAAAUUAAAAGAUCUAUAUGUCCUACGGUUCGCUAAGAGAAAGAGCGGGGCGGAGCCUUCCUUAUCUCCCUCAGUGCCGGAAAGCGCGAACCAGGGUUGUUGUUUUUGCGACGGGGAAGGCGGGUCGCUCGGACUUUUCGAUAAGGAGGUCUUAGCGCUGCUUCGGAUGGCUAGGCCUAGAAGCUGGGGUGGGUUGCCUAGCAACGCACGGGCGUUCGUUGUAGUGAUGCUGUUGGAGGGCCUUGCGGGGGGGGGGAGGCUUUUCGCUUUCGGGACGCGAUGGUAGAGCCUUGAAGGGGUUGAGUGGACUGUACCACACUGGGGGGUGGGAGGCUUCCUUUAUUAUGGGAGGCAGCGUCCUUCAGAAAACCGGCUGCUGGGGAACGCGAACAGGAGCGGAGUUGUUAUGUUUUGGCUCUGCUUGUGGGCUUCCAAAGAGUCAACAAGAUGGUGGACUAAUCACUAAUGUUAUGUUGCAUUUAUUUCCCACCUCCCACCCCCCUCCGCCCAAGGAGCUCAAGUUGUGCCUCUGCUUGUCUCCUUCUUUAAUCCCCACAACAACCCUGUGAGGUAGGUUAGGCUGAGAGGCAGUGACUGAUUGCAAUAUAGCUACAUGGUUGCAAUAAUUUAAUAAUAAUAAUUUAUUAUGUAUACCCCGCCCAUCUGGCUGGGUUUCCCCAGCCACUCUGGGCGGCUUCCAACAAAACACUAUACAGCGGUACCUUGGGUUACAUACGUUUCAGGUUACAUACGCUUCAGGUUGCAGACUGCGCUAACCCAGAAAUAGUACCUCGGGUUAAGAACUUUGCUUCAGGAUGAGAACAGAAAUUGUGCUCCGACGGCAGUGGCAGGAGGCCCCAUUAGCUAAAGUGGUGCUUCAGGUUAAGAACAGUUUCAGGUUAAGAACGGCCCUCCGAAACGAAUUAAGAACUUAACCUGAUGUACCACUGUAUAUCAAUUUAACCCCCCCCCAAAAAAAACAAUUUCCAGUCAGAAAAAUAGCCAGGUGGAAGGCUAAAUGAGCCUUCGGUUUGAUCCAGCAGGACUCUUACAUUCUUAAUGAACUGUCCUAGUUAAAAAAAUAAAAAUGGAAUUAUCCCUCACCAACCACUAGCACAUCACAGACGGAGCUGUUAUCUGUCAUCAACUCCAUCCUGUGUGCAGUUCUGUUCAUCCUGUGCUGGUGCUGGACUUCAGAUUUUGGUUUUUGUAAUAUACGCAGUGUACAAAAGUCCACUCAGCCACUUCAGGAUCCUACCACCUCAUUGUGCUCUGUAAAUGUAUCAGGUUUCAAGGAAGGACUACCAGGAAGAGAUGGGUAUAUUGAUAAGUUUUAAGAUGAGGCAUAUGAGGGAAGGAGUAGGAUGCAAAAAAGUUCUUGUGCUUUAUAUUACUUAAUAUUUGUAGCAUUUAUUAUAUAGCACUCUAAAGAUUUCAAAACGCUUCCUAUUACAACAGCAUUGUGCCAAUCACAGUAAUAAUUAACCUAAGAAACAACCUAGGUUGAUUAACCUAGUAGGUUGCAUCCUUACUUCUCUUAAUGGUCUCAGGUAUGGGUGAGUUUUCAGAAAUAAACAUAGUUCUGAAAUGUGUGUUUGUUUAGCUGAAAUGUGUAUUUGUUUGGCUGAAAUGUUUUAUUUGCCAAAGCCAUGUGCUUUCUUGAUAAAAUGUAUGCAAUAGUAGAUUUAGACUGCGAUCUUAUACAUACUUUUCUAGGAGGGUGACCUCAUUAGUGUCUGCUUCUGAAUAGACUUGUAAAGAACUGCACUGUUGGGCUACAAUAUCUAUUUUUAUUGUUAUAUCCCACCUUUCUUUAAAGGAGUUCAAUAUUCAUAGUUCUGAUAUGCUUUACGUCCCCCAUAGAUAUGCAUAAGAUUGCACUGUUUCCAAAAGUACUUACUUCCCGUCAGAUAGAACUAAUCUAUACUGUUUGGUCUUCUUGCUGAUUUUACAAUUUCCUGCUGAUGAUGAUAUUCAUUAUUGCCUUUAAUUCUAGAUACACCAGAGAAAAAGCUGCAUGAAAUGAUGAACUUUUCCUGCUUAUUGGAGAAGCAACUCAGAUCUCUGCAAUGUGAAUGUGCAAAGAAUGACUGAAAAUACCAAAUUUUCCCACAAUGGGGACUCUCUCCAGCAAAUGUAUGAUGAUAUGCUGGUAGAUGCCUUAUUUCUGAAAGAUAGUCAUAGUUGUGCAGCUCUUCUAAAUCCUUCUAUAUCACUGCAACACUUGUCAUCAACAAAUAGAAAAUCAUGGGCAAUGAGUCUGUUUUCUCCUAACACUGGUGCUCGGAAGUCUUCUGAUCCAGCGUUUACAGCUCUCAAGACAGAUGAUGAGCCGGACACAUCUGAAAGUGUGAUUCGUUCAACAUGCCAUUCACGAGAAAUUAUGCUGCUUCAGUUAACCUUGAUCAAGAUGAUGCUAUCCAAAAUGCAAUCCCAAGGGGUGGCAGUUGAAUCAAAACAGAAAUAUGUAGAGAUUAUUAGAAUUCUUCUGAAAGAAGCCAACAUAGACUCAAAAUUAGUAAGUUUUUGGGUGAUUCUCCACCCCCCAUCCCCAAAUAGCUCCGUUGCUAAGAUAUUCCUUAUCUACAAUUCCUCCCUUUUCCACUUAUUGCAGAUUCAUCUGUUACUUAUUUCUGAUAAACAACUAUCUUAUCAGGCUUCCAAAGCUUUGGUCUUCCUUGUGCGUUUUCAACUAACAGAAGAGGUGAGUUGCAAAGUGGGCUUUGGGCUAGUUCCCACUAAAACAGCUUUCUGCUUCACUCUUUGUUUUUUGAAGUAGGCGUGUAAUUAAGUCAGCUGCAUCAAUCAGGUGAUUUAAAAAUCUGUGCAAGUAAUUAGGGGAUCCUUUUUAAAUCAAUCAUAAUGUUUUUAAAGUUCAUUAUUUUUUAUUUAAGUACUUUAAAAUCUGUGGAUGGCAGAUAUCUUCUUAGAAAAGGCUUUCUUUUGCACACCAGAGGGAAUUAUGGGAUGUUCUGUUAAGUUCAGUGGGGCUUACUGUUGGGUAAAUGGCUGCAACUGUGUACCUACAUAGAACUCAGUGGGGCUUACUUCUGAGUAGACUUAUAGGAGAAUGCUGUUAAUUGAUUAAACAGCCAAUAUUUCUUUACUUAGCAGGGCCAUUUUUAAGGUGGUGUUUGAGAAAUGAAUCACUUUUUCUUCUUUUAACUAAUCAGAUUCUGUAGUGCUACUCCAUCAUCCUAGGCUGGUUUAAUCGGGGGGUUUUGUGCUUCUUUACUGUGGGGUGUGAGGGUAGAACAGUCACUCAAAACAUGGUCAGACAAAACACUUGCGUCUUCGGGGGCAAGAGAGAGAAGGGCUUUCUUCAUGGUAGUGCCUAGAUUGUAGAAUGUCUUUGUUGGUGAGAGCUUCCUCUCUACUUAACUGUUAUUUACAGCUUUUAUUCUGUUCUUCAGUUGCAAAGACUCUGAGUGGCUUAUAUAAGAUAAAAGCAAGACUGCCUCUGUCUUCAGGCUUACAGUGUUGAACAAGUGGACAGACUUCAUAUAUUGAUGAUCUACUUUGUGUUUUUGCUAGAACCCCAAUAUACACUAACCAGAAUUGGAUACAAAAUACCACCAGCAUUGAAAGUACAGUACAAGGUCCUUCUGACCAUAUUUUGAGCCUAGGAAUUUGUUUUCACUAUCUGAACUGAACUUGCAGUCCUUCCACACAAUAGUCUGCUUUUGGUUAUUCUGGGCUUUAUUUCAGUAGUCAAAUUGAGGUGGGAAAAGUCAUUUGUUGUUGCUGCUGUUGUUGGGAGUCAGAAAUCGUUGCUAUAGCAAAGCACUCAAAUAUCUUCCAAUAGAUCCUGAUCUACCUUCUGUUCACUCCUUGUCUUAGGUACAUGACACAAAAUGAGAAAGUUUAUGGAAGGAGACAACAGAAAUAAUGACAUCAGUUGUUAAAGCUGCACUGUACUUUUUAUAAUGACCAGCUUGAAUUGAAACAAUUCAGGGAGAGGAACAGAUAAAUGCAGCCUGUCUUGAAGGCAUUGGCCACUGCCAAUAACAGAUGAGGAAAGGAAGAGCCUGUCCUGUCUCCAAAGAGCUAGUGAAGUAGCCUUGCUUCCCAGUUCUCCCUCUGCCACAGCCUGCUAGAGUUAAGACUGUUCCUUUCAGUAGGCAGGGGGUAGGAUAGCUGCUUUGAAGUACAGUGGAACUUUGAUAUUUAAACAUCUUAGUUGUUGAAAUGUGCUCCUGAAUGUUGUUGAAAUCUGCUCCUGAAUAUUGAAAACCUGGAAGUCAGUGUUCCUGUGUGUGAAUGUUCUUCGGAAGUCGAACGUCCAUCGUGACUUCUGCAGCUUCCAAUUGGAAGCUGCGCCUUGGUUUUUGAACCAUUCCAGGAGUCGACCGGACUCCCGGAAUGGAUUAAAUUUGAGAACCAAGGUACCACUGUAUAGAUUUUUGUAUUGUGCUUUUAGUGCUGUGUUUGAUUCAAUUACUAUUAGAUAUAUUGAAUAUUAUGUAUAGAAAUGCAGAAUAUAGUAAAAUAAUAUUGAUUGCUACUCCCUUUACAAUUUUCUUAAAAGAAUACCAGCAUACCCAGACAUACCUGCAUGUCUUGUGUCUCAUUUGUUGCCUGCGUUCUCUCUCUCUCUCUGUGUCUAUUUUUUAAAAAAUGAACAAUACCAUGCACAUAGAAAAUUAUCAUGUCAGAGAGAAGGCUAAGCUAAUUAUUCUAUUUCUGUAGGAGAGCUAUGGGUGAUGGGUACUGACUCUGGUGAUUCUAUAGUGGCAGCACACGUGGCCCCUAUUAAGCAUGAGCUCUGUGUAUGCAUGCACAGGGUUCUGAUGCAGAUUCUCUCCCAUGUUCAGCCAACUUUUGUAUCCUCAGCGUUUCAUCCAGAGGGCGGACGCAGGUGAAGCCUGCUCUGCUGUUUCACAAGCCUACUGUAUUAGCUUUCUUUUGGUAGUGCAGUACCAAAAUAAUCAGGCAGAGGGCUUCAUAACAUAAGAGAAGCUAAAUAUUUGUUAUUCCGUCUUCAGAAGUGUUUCCACACUUAAGGGGCUGAUCAAGACAAUGUCUGCACAGUACAUUAAGGGUUGCAGUAUCUCAUGAUCCACUAUCCAAAUGCAAGACCUUCAACUUAAGCCCAGCAGCUGCUAAGUAGUGGGUGACAACUUCCUCGCAAAAUCUGUCUGUUCCCUACAGACCCACUUUCUACAGUUCCCCCCCAAAAAGAUUUUUAUUGAAGUAAAUCAAAAUCAAACACAAUAAAAAUGAGAGAGAUACGAAAGGGUAUCAGGUAGAUCAUAGAGUUGGAAGGGACCAUGAGGAUCAUCUAGUCCAACCCCCUGCAAUGCAGGAAUCUUUUGCCCAAGACCAUUAGGAAAGCCAAAUUUUAUGUUGUACUGUGGAGAGGGAGUCCUGUGUAUCUGUAUUUGUUGUAUUUAAGAUAAAGUCCCACCCAACAUCAUAAGAGUUUUUCAGAGUCCCCUGAGCCUUUGGCAACACAUAAUUUAUGAGGUACACCCCCCCCCAAAUGCUAAACGCUGCAUCCUCAUUUUAUAUGAAAGUCUUGUAAGGUUGUCUGUCCAUUUGGAGGCAGUGAAAGUUUUAGUAGCUACCAGCAUCCAUGCCAAAAGUUUCUGAAAGCUAAAACCUUUCAGCUGAUUGUCCUAUAGAUACAGUAAACAGAGCUGCAGUCAGAAUAUUUCUAAUGAUAUAGCUGAGCUCUUGCCAAAGGACCGAGCAAUUCCCAUUCACUUCAGUAUUGCCUUCGUAUUUCAUAAUUUGACCCAGAGAAUGCAGUGUUCUUUGCUGUGAAAACGUCAAGCCUAUUACAGAAUGGCCUAUCCGUUACCUUCCCACGGCAGCGGUACCUAUUUAUCUACUUGCACUGGCAUGCUUUAGAACAGCUAAGUUGGCAGCAGCUGGGAUGUUUCCAUCACAGAGUUCCAUUGCGCCAGAAGUGGUUCAGUCAUGAUGGCCACAUGACCUGGAAAGCUGUGCAUGGACAAAUGCUGGCUCCCCCAGCCUGAAAGCGAAAUGAGCACCACAAACCCACAGUCGCCUUUGACUGGACUUAACCAUCCAGGGGUCCUUUACCUUUUUUAACGUACUAUCCAUUGUGGAAGCCACCAUUGGUCUUUGUGUUCUGAAUUCAAGUUGUGGAUAUUGGGUGUCUCAAGGCUAUUCACAUGCUCCCAAAUGCUCAGGUGUAGGAGAAGAGGUCAGAUUGCACCUCUUCAGGCCUACCAGUUGCUUGAACCCUAAUAUAGAUAAUUGUUUUUUCUCUCUCUUUUUUCAGGGUUCCCUGAACAGUCCCUGGUUUGCUUUUUGUUCAGAGGCUUUGUCUGGGUUUCCCAAGAGCAGUCAUGUAGCGGAAUGCCUGUGGACUCAUACAAACGUGAUCAGAGAAAUUUUAAAAGAUGAAGGAUUGUGCAAAGGAGGUAUUGUUUGAACCAGGUUUACUUUGUAAAUAACCUGUAGGGGAAGAAGGCAGCAUAUACUAUAAUAGUUUGUGUGCCUGAAAAUAUUUACUGUGAGCUUUUCUGUCUAGAGCAAAAAUCAAUAUUUAGAAGUUUAAGAUUUUACAAAGCUGCUUUAAUUUAGUAGAUGAGCCAAACUGUCUUAGAGAUGGUACUGAAACACUGCUUGAUGCUGUCAUUAUAGGUGGGCUACAGAAGAUUCUUACUUCUCUUGACAAAGUGCUUGAAGACUUUUACAACCGCAUCCCAUCUUCUUAUUCUGAGAUUGCCCAAGUAUCUGCAAAAGCCACAAAUAACUUGAGCAGCUUCCUGGACCUCCUUGAACUACUUGUGGCCUCCAGAACUCAGGCACCACUGAACCUUGUCUGUCAAAGGAUGUUGCUUUUGAACGUUUCAUGCGUGUUGGGUCUUGUCACUUCACCCGUUCAUGAUUUAAUCAAGAAGAAAGCUAUCGUGCUGCUUAAGAAAUGCAUUCUUCACAAGGCUGGCGAAGACCUAAUCAAGGGAAAGGUGCCUUCUUUCUCCCACCCCGACCUGCAUUUUGACAAGGACAGAUUAGUGUUUGCUGGUGCUGUUCUGCAGUUUGUAGCUACUGGGUGGCUGAAUCGUUUUUCGCUUAGUGAAAAGGCGAGCCACUAUGGAGGCAGUCAGGUGAAGCCAGAAGUGGGUAUCUGUUGCAGUCCUGCUCAAGUGACCUUAAGAGCCCUAAGCUUGGUUUUGCUUAAAGCUUUAGAGGUUAAGAUAACAGAUUCUGCAUCUGAAGCUGAAGCCCGAGGUAAGUUUUCAAAGUGGCUUAAACCCUUCCCAGCCAUUAGUUUUGUGGGAGAGGGGUACCUUUAGAAAGGAGUGAAGGGUGAUAGGCCAAUCUCCCUGACUUCAAAAAAGACUUUUAAACAGGUUGGAUGGCCAUCUGUUAGGCAUUCUUUAGCUGUGAUUCCUGCUUUGAACAAGAUGACCCAGGGGUGGGGGUCCCAACUCUACAAAAAUUCUGUGAUUCCCACAUCAGACGGUUACCAUUUUCUCCAUGUGCCUCUUCUCUAGAUUAACAGUUCACGGGAAUGGCCAUUCUACUUUGUAUUGCCAGUUUUACUUCUAUAAUUGGUGCAGGCUCACAGUUUUGGCAGCACGCCACAUAAGGCCUGGCAGUGUUGUAGUCUUGAACAAAGGAAUCCCUUCUACCCUUCCAUCGAAACACUUCCAUCUCUCUCUUCUUUUUGUGAGUUGCAAGAGCUGCUGGAAGUAACCAUUUAGACUAGGGUUUGGCAACAUUACACCCAAGGACACAAAGUGCUUCUGAGCCUCCUCCCCAACUCAUCCUUGGUCCCGAGGGGGUGAGUGGUUACCUUCUCUCUUUAAAAGUAUGUGCUUACUCUUAACCUUAUGCCCACCAGAAGUACAUAUGGAAGAAGAACAAGGAAAGAUUGAUUUAUUACUUGAAGUGAAAGUGACAGCGCAUAUGGGUACUGCUUUCAGACAGCAAAGUUGCAAUAUAAGUGGGCAGGAAAUCGUACCUGUACAUACACACCUUGAUCUAAAGAGGAAAAAGAAUACUUAUCAAAAAGCUUAAAGGGAGAGUGAGCAUGACAUUUGCCACAGACCCAUGCUAAGAGCAAAGUGAGAAAGGGCAGAAGAAGGGUAUACAUGCCCUGAAGUGAAGCAUAGCAUCCUUCUGGUUCUUCUGAGUAUAGAGAAAAGGGGGUCCAUGUUGGAGUUUGUGAACUAGCCAGCCAUUAAAAAUCAGGGGUAUAUGUCCUAUUUUGAGCCAAUGUACUCCUAUAGGGGGACGUGGGUGGCACUGUGGGUUAAACCACAGAGCCUAGGACUGGCCGAUCAGAAGGUCGGCAGUUCGAAUCCCUGCAACGGGGUGAGCUCCUGUUGCUCGGUCCCUGCUCCUGCCAACCUAGCAGUUCGAAAGCACGUCAAAGUGCAAGUAGAUAAAUAGGUACCGCUCCAGCAGGAAGGUAAACGGUUUUUCUGUGCACGGCUUUGGUUUGCCAGAAGCGGCUUAGUCAUGCUGGCCACAUGACCCAGAAGCUGUAUGCCAGCUCCCUCAGCCAAUAAAGCGAGAUGAGCGCCGCAACCGCAGAGUCGGCCACGACUGGACCUAAUAGUCACGGGUCCCUUUACCUUUACCUUACUCUUAUGGGGGGGGGCUUUUGAAUGAGCAAUUGUCAAUACAUUUUAUUCUUUCGUUUCAUUGUUUAUUUCCUACAAGUUCCUAUUUUUCCCCCAUUUUGAUUUCUUUGGUCAGUUGGUAAUUGAAAGGACAUACAGUGGUACCUCAGGUUACAUACGCUUCAGGUUACAGACUCCACUAACCCAGAAAUAGUACCUCGGGUUAAGAACUUUGCUUCAGGGUGAGAACAGAAAUCGUGCUCCAGCUAAAGUGGUGCUUCAGGUUAAGAACAGUUUCAGGUUAAGAACGGACCUCCGGAACAAAUUAAGUACUUAACCCGAGGUACCACUGUAAUCCUAGUGAGAAAUUUCUGUUUGUUGAAUUCUAAGUUUAGAUUCUAUUGUCUGUGCAGGGCCCCCACAGGGGGUAUUAAUUAUGUUUGGUAGUAGCACAAGAUUACUGUGCUGAUCCUUACAUUAAAAGACAAGGAGUUUACCGAUGCAUUCCAGGAUGCGUUUUGGAUAAGAAGUAGCACCAGGAUGGGGUUAGCAAUGGGGGUCUGUUUUUAUAUCAAGUACUGCUGACUGUACUGCUGCCAUUAUCUACAGUAAUAAACCAUAGGAAAAGUUCAUAUUGGCACCCGCAUCUACAUUUCUUCCUGUCUAGAGGAUAACCCGAAGGAGUGGAGCCCACAGCACUUGCUCAGAAAACCAAAAUGGAUCUAAAAAGUUUAAUGAUUCCCGUAAGAGAAGACAUUGCCUGAAGGCCUAUCAAGGCACCAGAUAGUUGCUUGGAUACAUGCUCUCCAAUUACUUUGUUUAAGCUGCAAGCUUUAAUCAGUAGAUUAAGAUCGUUGGAUGGUGCCUUGCAUGUCUUCUUCAGGCAACUCCUACAGCCAAGCUAGUGCCAAAUGUACUGCUCUGUUUUCCUUUGGACCACAUCAGUGAGGUCAAGAGAGGGGUCUUGUUGUCUGGGCAGCCCAGGACCUUCGUACACACUGCCCAGGCUUCUGCCCAAGACCCUUCAGUUUUGCCAAGGCCUUUUCUAAAGUGUAGCUCAGUCCACCCAUUCCGGUUUAUCACCAUGCCAAAUGUGAAGCCUUUUAUGCUGUUUUAUGGAUGUGUUGCAUUCACUGGCUAGAUACUUGUUUAUAGGGCUGUGAGAUAAAUAUUAACCCUUUUGGGGCUCAGUCCUGAUUUGUCUCAAGCUACCUUUUAGUCCAAGGACGCGGGUGGCGCUGUGGGUUAAACCACAGAGCCUAGGGCUUGCUGAUCAGAAGGUCGGUGGUUCGAAUCCCCGCGAUGGGGUGAGCUCCCCUUGCUCUGUCCCUGCUCCUGCAGUUCAAAAGCACGUCAAAGUGCAAGUAGAUAAAUAGGUACCGCUCCGGCGGGAAGGUAAACGGCGUUUCCGUGCGCUGCUCUGGUUCGCCAGAAGCGGCUUAGUCAUGCUGGCCACAUGACCCGGAAGCUGUACACUGGCUCCCUCGGCCAGUAAAGCAAGAUGAGCGCCGCAACCCCAGAGUGCGAUGAGCGCCGCAACCCCAGAGUCGGUCACGACUGGACCUAAUGGUCAGGGGUCCCUUUACCUUUUAAUAAACAAUAUAACAUUCGUCUUAACAUAAUUUCACAUUUUCUUUGGACUUCCUCACAUCUCCCGCUCCCACCUUCAUCAUUAUAACAUUUUGUCAGCAAUUUAUCAUCUUAUUUAAAUUCUUAUAUCUCUUCGAUAUUUCAUGAUCUUAUAGUUCUCAUAAAGAGUUAAACUUUCACAGUUUUUCUUAUUUUCUUAAAAACUUCUAAGUUAAGUGGUGCUCAGUUAUUUAGUCUAGCAUCUUAUUCAGCAUUCAGUCAAAUCACAAUGUUUUUGUAGGUAGUUCUUAAAUUUCUUCCAAUCCUCCUCGAUUCUCUCUUCUCCCAGGUCACGGAUUCUGCCAGUCAUUUCAGCCAGUUGCAUAUAGUCUAUCAGUUGCAUCUGCCAUUCUUCCAGUGUGGGUAGAUCUUGAGUUUUCCAAUGUUUUGCGAGUAGUAUCCUUGCUGCUGUUGUUGCAUACNUAAAAAUGUUUGGUCCUUCUUUGCCACCCCUUGGCUGACAAUACCCAAAAGGAAAGCCUCUGGUUUCUUAGUGAAAGUAUAUUUAAAUACCUUUUUCAAUUCAUUAUAAAUCAUUUCCCAGAACGCCUUCACUUUAGGGCAGGUCCACCAGAGGUGAAAGAACGUUCCUUCACACUCUUUACAUUUCCAGCACUUGUUAUCAGACAGGUGGUAAAUUUUUGCGAGUUUGACUGGGGUCAUAUACCAUCUAUAAAUCAUUUUCAUUACAUUUUCUUUCAAAGCAUUACAUGCAGUAAAUUUCAAUCCAUUACUCCACAGCCUUUCCCAGUCCUCAAACAUAAUAUUAUGCCCAAUAUCCUGUGCCCACCUUAUCAUAGCCGAUUUAACCAUUUCAUCUUGUGUAUUCCAUUCCAACAGCAAGUUAUACAUCCUUGAAAGUAUCUUAAUCUUUGGUUCUAACAAUUCUGUUUCUAAUUUCGAUUUCUCCACCUGGAACCCUAGUUUCUUAUCAUUUUUAAAAACUUCUUUAAUCUGAGCAUAAUGUAACCAAUCUCGCACUUUGUCUUUCAUUUUCUCCAAACUCUGCAAUUUCCAAUUGUCUCCAUCUGUGUCUAGUAUUUCCCAAUAUUUUGGCCAUUUGGCCUCCAUAUUGGGUCUUUUUCGGGCCUUAGCUUCCAAAGGUGAAAGCCACCUUGGUGUUUUAUUUUCCAGCAAGUCUUUAUAUUUUGUCCAGACAUUAAACAGUGAUUUUCUAACAAUAUGGUUCUUAAAGGCCUUAUUUGCUUUAACUUUGUCAUACCAUAAAUAUGCAUGCCAUCCAAAAACAUUGUUAAACCCUUCCAAAUCUAACACAUCAGUGUCUUCAAGAAGUAGCCAAUCUUUUAGCCAGCAGAACGCUGCGGCUUCGUAAUACAACUUUAAGUCCGGCAGGGCAAAGCCCCUCUUUGUUUUGCAUCAGUUAGUAUCUUAAACUUAAUUCUGGGCUUUUUGCCCUGCCAGACAAACUUCGAAAUGUCUCUCUGCCACUUCUGAAAGCACUCCAUUUUGUCCAAAACCUGAAGUGUUUGAAAUAAAAACAACAUUCUUGGCAAUACAUUCAUCUUAAUCGCAGCAAUUCGGCCUAACAAAGAAAGUUUCAAUUUUGACCAACUGUCUAAGUCUCUCUUAAUUUCUGUCCAACAUUUUUCAUAGUUAUCCUUAAAUAGACUUAGAUUUUUUGCUGUUAUGUUUACCCCUAGGUAUUUUACUUUUUAACCACAUUAAGUUCCGUCUCAUUCUGAAACCGUUCUGACUCUGUCUCAGUCAAAUUUUUUCCCAAAACCUUGGUUUUCUGUUUAUUUAAUUUAAAUCCCGCCACCCGACCAAAGUCAUUAAUCAAUUGUAAUACUCUUUUCGUACUAGGCUCUGGCUUCUGCAAGGUCAAAACCAGGUCAUCUGCAAAAGCUUUUAGUUUAUAUUGUUUCUGACCAACCUGAAUUCCUUCCACCAACUGGUCCCCUCUAAUCAUGUUCAAUAGCACUUCCAGAACCGAAAUAAAUAACAAAGGGGAGAUAGGGCAACCUUGUCGUGUCCCUUUUUCAAUUUUGAACUCUUCUGUAACCACAUUAUUAACUAUCAGUUUAGCUUUCUGUUCUGAAUAUAUCGCCUCAAUCCCAUUCUCAAAACCCCGUCCCACUCCCAUCUCUUUUAAGUUUCCCAUCAUAAAUUUCCAAGAAAUAUUAUCAAAGGCCUUCUCCGCAUCUAUAAAAAUUAAAACUGCUUUUGUAUUUAUGUCAGUUUGGAGAAGUUCCAAGAUAUCAAUAAUGUUCCUUGUGUUAGCAAACAGAUGUCUACCUGGGAGAAAACCGGCCUGGUCCUUAUGAAUUACUUCAUUUAAAACUUUUUAAAUCUACUUGCCAAAAUAUCUGCAAAUAUUUUGUAAUCCACAUUUAAAAGGGAGAUGGGACGGUAGUUCUUCAGUUGUGUCUUUUCAGCUUCUGACUUUGGUAUCAAUGUGAUAAACGCUUCCUUCCACGAAUCCGGUGCCCUCUUCCCUCCAUAAUUUCAUUGCUAACCUCCAUCAAGGGUUGUAUCAAAUAGUCUUUUAGUGUCUUAUAAUACUUGGAGGUCAGCCCGUCUGGCCCUGGAGAUUUGCCAAGUUGCAUGUUCUGAAUAGCUUGUUCAAUCUCCUGUCGUGUUAUUUUAGAGUUCAGGGUUGUCCUAUUUUCUUGUGACAGUUUAGAUAAUCCAUUUUUGCCAAAAAUUGUUUAAUCUCGACUUCGUCUUGCGGCCCUUGGGUAUAUAGUUUUUUAAAUAUCUCUGGAAACACUUUCUAAUGUCCACUGGAUUCUGAAUGUUUCUUCCAUCGACCUCUAAAUUUGUAACCGUAUUUAAUCUUUGUCUUCUCUUCAACUGCCAAGAUAGCAGUUUUCCACAUUUAUUCGCCGACUCAAACGUUUUUGUUUCAUUAAUUUAAUCUUCCAUUCAAUUUCCUGAUUUAUCAAUUUAGAAUAUUGUGUUUGAUACAGUUUAAUUUCUCUCAGAGUUGGCUGUGACUUUGGAUUCACUCUUAAUUUCUUCUCUAAUUCUUUUAUUUUAUCCAAGAUCUUGUCUUUUUCUCAUUUUGUGUUUUUUUCCUUACUACAUUCUGUUGUAUCAAGAAUCCCCUCAUGACAGCUUUGCUUGCGUCCCAGACGAUUCUUUUUCCACCGAAUUAUUCAUGUUUAUCUCGAAAUAGUCUUUCAAAACUUUUUGGGCCUUCUUGGUAAUUUCCUGAUCUCUAAACAAAUUGUCAUUCAUCUUCCAUCUAAAGGAUCCAGUUGGUAGUAGUGUCAUAUCCAUCUUUACUGCGUUGUGGUCAGAGCAGGUCUUUGGGCAGAUUUCCACUUUUCUAACCCUAGGUGCCAGGCCUCUAGAAAUCCAUAUUUGGUCGAUUCUUGUCCAGGUCAGUUGGGCUUCAGAAAAGAAUGUUCCUUCUCUACCUAGUGGGUUCUUUGUUCUCCAAAUGUCGAUCAAGUCCAUAUUGUCAGUCAUUUCAAAAAGGUUUUAGGUAGUCUGCCAUCUUUUGUAACAUUUUGACUUUGCGACUUGUCCAUGUUAGUUGAUACUGACCUCGUUCAUGUCUCCCAUCAUUAUGAUGUUGUUGUAAUCCAGAUGAUCCAGCAUUGUCCCCUGCAACUUCUUGUAAAAUUCCGAUUUCCCUUCAUUGGGUGCAUAGAUUCCUAAUAUCAGCAGUUUCUCUCCUUGAUAUUGUAUCUCAAUAGCCAAAAUCCUUCCAUGUUCAUCUUUAAAUAGAAAUUUAGGUGACAGGCUCUAUUUUGCAUAUACCCCACCUCCUCUCUUCUUCACUUUGUCCGACUAAAUAAAUUCCUGGCCCAAUCUUUUAUUUAUUAACACUUUUCUGUGGAGCCUCGUCACAUGUGUUUCUUGUAAACAGAUAAUGUCCAAUUGUUCUUUUUAAUAUAUGAAAUAUUUUCUUCCUUUUUCCGGAAUGUUACAACCAUUAAUAUUCCAGCUCAACAGUUGCAGACCUUACCUUUUAGUCCACCUGGUUGUAAAUGCUCAACAGCUGCCCCUGGAAUAGUGGCAAAUAUCUCUAAUUAAAGGCAAAUAGUGCAAAAGGGGGUGCUACCAUUGCACAAAUUAACCCCUUUCUUCCACUUACAAUUUAUUUGUUACCCACCUGCUUAUACCUCCACCGAGCCUAAAAGGCCCAUAUUGUCAAUGGAGUGGGGGGCACAAAGAGAGCAAGAACUAUGGUGGUGCAUGGAUGCAUUUCUGGCAAUUUUGUCUCCUUUCGCCAGCCAGCUUUGGCAAGAUUGCCUGGGUUCAAAAGGCUGUUUUAUCAUCUAGCCAGGCUUAGGAUAAUGCAGAAUGAACUUAAAUUAAUGUUACGCCAGAGUUGUUCCACAGGCUGCCAGUUGCCUACCAUCACAAGGUAUUUGGAGGUAAUAUGCAAAUUCACACUAUUUCUUGAAACUUUCCCUCUGCAUUCCUUCUGAAACCUUUUAGUAGAGUAGCUAGUGAUAAGUAGCCAGUCUAGAGCAUGUGCAAAAGGCACACUUGGGAACACUCAAAAGUGAAUGUUUGGUUUGAUUAAAGGGAGCUUGGCUCACAAGGAUCCUUUCUUCUCCUUCUCAUUUUUGCUUUUAGUUCAACUGGAGAGUAUUAUGCACCCACUGCUGGCAUUCUUAAAGAGCCAUGUGUGGUCAUCUCACGCAUCUGAACAUCCUUGCGCAUGGCUCUCUACGCUGUUCAUAGAACAGGACGACGACAUGUUGGAAGCUGCAAAAACUCUAUUAACAGUUCAUUUAAAGUUCGAAAGGUUAGUGUUCAUUUUCACUUUUCUGAAGUCAUAAACCUUUUAUUUAUUCAUUUAUUUAAAAAAAAAACAUUGGGCAUCACAAAUAAGAAACUGAUUUCAUCUAUAUUUCAGGUAACAGUUCAGCCUGAAACUAACUGAAGGGAGUAGGAGUAAGAGGUAGAAAUGGGUUUUAAAAGGAUGCCAUGUAAAAAUGAAUGUAUUACCAAGAAAGUUAUUUUUGUUUCAAUCGAUCCUGGUGGUUGGCAAGACAGAAUGUUUCAAUGUAUGGCAAAAAGAUAUUUCUAAAUAUAUCUGGCAAGGGAAAAAACUGAAAAGAUAAAAUAUUGAUAAAUGUGAAAAAGAAGGUUUUCCCCUGCCAUAUAUGAGAUUAUAUUAUGAAGCAUCUUGUCUAUGCUGGUUGAAUGAAUGGUUGACAUUGGAAAAAUCUGCAUAUUUUAGACUUAGAAGGUCAUGAUGUUUUUGGUUGGCACACUUAUUUGUGGUAUGAAAAGGUGAAAUUACAUAAAGGAUUUACAAACCAUACAAUUAGGAGAAAUUUGUAUAUAUGGGAUAAAUAUAAAAAUAUAAUAAAAAAAUAAUAAAAAUAUAAAAAACACCACUUUGGCUUUCACCAUUGGAAGCCAUAGGAGUAAAGAAAAAGAUUAUGACGGAAGGGUGGGCAACUUAUAGAAAUUUAUUAAGAGAGGAUGGAGGAGAAUUUAAAUUAAAUGAAUUUAAGGAUUUAUCAGGAAUGUUAACAACAUGGAUACAAUGUCAUUUGAAUGAAGUAUUUAUGAAAGAUAUUGUCAGGUAAUGGUGUGGUUGCUCGAGAGCAAACAGGCAAAACUCCAACAUGUCUUUUCCAGGCUUUAUUAUCUGUACAAACUAUUUUCAGUGCGGAGCAUCGCAAGUCCAUGUCUGCUCAGUCGCUAGCAGAAUCUGGGAUUGGGCAGUCCUUAUACCUUCCCCAGCAUAACAGUUGUGUGACCCUCAUCCUUCUCCUCCCCUCUCUGUGCGCAAACCUACUGCGUAAAGUGGGCGUUGGCAAAGGGGGACUUGCCUCCCCUCCGCUUUGCUCAGGCUUAGUGUUGAGGCUCUCCCUAGCAUCUUCUGAUCCCUGCGCCCCUUCCCCACUGGAGGCAGGGCUUCCCUCCUUGCCCAAGGAAGAACUGCUUCGCAAGAUCUUCGGAGGCUCCCUGUAACACAACUGCCCUUCCACCUCUCGCCUCUGAGCUGAUGGCAGUUCCCUGACAGAUAUGAAACGAUUUGGAGAACAAUUAUCACAAUUGGAAAGACACCUGUUGGAAUGUAAUGCUAAAGUGCUGUCUAAAAUGUAUAAGAUAUUAUUGGAAUGGGAGACAAAGGAUGAGCAAGUAAAAUCAUCAAUGAUACAUUGGGUAAUAUAUUUUUGUUAUAAUACAGAUAUGGAAGCAUGGGAACAAUUGUGGAAUAUGGGCAUAAAAUUUACAAUACGUUAUGCUUUAAGAGAAAAUUAUAUGGAAAUGUUAUAUAGAUGGUAUCUAACACCUAAUAGAUUGGAGAAAAUGUAUAAAUCAAAAUCGAAUUAAGUGGUGGAAAUGCAAAGAGAAAGAAGGUUUUUUUAUCAUAUAUGGUGGUUUGUAGUAAAGUAAAAGCUUACGGGGAAAUGAUAUAUAACGAGUUAAAAAAAGAUGUUUAAGAUAACAUUUGUAAAAAAACAAACAACCCAGAAGCUUUUAUCUUGGGAAUUAGAGGUGCAGAACUAUCCAAACAGUAUAGAAAUUUAUUGUUGCUUCAAGAAUUACAGUUUCACAACACCAAAUCAAGGAGUAUCAUGUCCUUUGGGCUUGUGGGGGUGGCUGAGUUUUUUUUAAAAGAAACAGCAACAGGUGUCUCUGCUGCAGAAUUGCAAUUGUUGCAUUAUAUAUAUGAUUUAUGGUUUUAUAUUUUGAUGUGCUGUAUUCUAAUGAAAUAAUCAUGUAGUGUUUUAGUAAGCAGGAACCUUUGUUUUGAAAGCUGGGCUGUAAGUAUAAUGAAUAAAUGCAGACUGUAGCAUUGAUUAAUUUAAGCCUUUUGAUCAGGUAAAAAAAAAGAUUUAAUCUGUCUUUAAUGCAGCUGCUUACAAAGCCAUGUGUGGUGGGCACCAUCUUUAAAAAGCCAUUUCCCUUUCUCUAGCAUAUGAGGGAAUACCGUUUAUAAGAUGUGUGCCCACUCUAAUGCAUACAUGUAUCACCUUAAAGAACCCUCACCUUUAGACAAAUAUAAUAACCUAGCACUUCCAUAGUUAGAUAACAGCACAAUCCUAUGUAUGUCUACUGAGAACUAACCCCCACUGACUCCAGUGGCUUACUCCCAGGUAAGUGAGUAGAGGAUUGCACCCUUGUAAUUGGGUGACAACUGUACUUUCAGAAAAUGCUAUGUUUUAGUACCUGACUUUUGAGAGUUUCAAGUUGGAGAACCUUCUCUAGGUAUUUCAUCACAUUCAUAUCUACUAUGCAUGUUGUUUCUCCAUACUGAUUUGCUUAGUAUUCAUUGUAAUAAAUCAUUCUAAUAAGUUUAGCAUUUUUUUGUUUAUUUUAAACCAUAAGAAUUGCUUUGCUGGAUAAGGCAAAGGAUUCACCUAGGCAAGCAUUUUUACUCGAACAGCACACAGUCUGAUAUCUUUGGGAAGCUCACAACAUAGUGUAAUGCACUCUCCUCAUGAGUCCAGAUCACUGACCACAAACCAGGAUGCAUCAUCAUAACAUUUUAUUAUUCACACCCUGCCCAUCUGGCUGGGUUUCCCCAGCCACUCUGGGCGGCUCCCAACAGAACACUAAAAACAGAAUAAAACUUCAAACAUUAAAAACUUCCCUAAACAGGACUGCCUUCAGAUGUCUUCUAAAAGCCAGAUAGUUGUUUUUUCCCUUGACAUCUGAUGGGAGGGCAUUCCACAGGGCGGGUGCCACUGUCGAGAAAGCCCUCUGCCUGGUUCCUUGUAACCUCACUUCUCGCAGCAUAUAUUGGUUUCAUAGCCUGCUUUGUAGUAGGAGAUUAAGCCACAGUUUCCUGGUUUAGAUAUAAUUGGAAACUAUGGUUUGACAAGGCCUGGAAAUGUUGAGGGAGGAUGAUGUGCAUGGGCAGCAUGCAUUACACCGAACUAUGCCGUAUUAGACAAAGCUCAUUAUGUUUGGACCAGGCUAUGGUAAAUAACAGAACUUUGCUAAAAUGUUCACUGAUUCAAAAGCAAUGAAUUGCUUACUCUACAACUGUUAACUUUCUAGGUUCUGGCACAAAGCUGGUCUUUCCUUAUAUCAUUCUGAUGAUGGAACCUGGGCUGCUUUUACACAUCAGAAUGGCUGCAAUCCCCAUUGUAUCUUCUUAUUUUUGCUGAAAAGUAUUUCAUUUGAUGCCACAGUUCUACUUGAUUUCUUGAUUUCAUCUGAAACCUGCUUCUUGGAAUAUUUUGUAAGAUACUUAAAGCUUCUUGUACAAGACUGGGACCAUUUUGUCAAGAUUUCUAAAUACUUCAAGACCACCUCUAAUGGAGAGCUCAGCUUUUCUACGGUGAACUUGCCCUGCCAAGAAAAAAGUGCCUACCAGCUAGACUCAAAUUUGCAGGAUGCUUCGUAUCAUCCCCCAUCCAGUACUGAGAUCCUUUCAACCUCUUUCCCAAAUUUUUCUGCACUGUGGCAUACUGACAGUCAAGCUGUAAAACCCAGCAGAUCUAACCUUUUGCAAGAGUCUGAUAAUAUGUCUUUGGUGGGAGCCCUUCAAAGGCUGGUGGAUUAUGAAAGCUCAGAAGAUUCGGAGGUGGAAUGGAUAGAAGAGGAGAGUUUGGCUGACAUGAGGCAGACACCUUUAGAUCAAGCUUGUGCAGAAGUCACUGGCCUUAUGGAUGUGGAUGGCCAGACAGAACGAUAUGUGUUGCCUCAGGAUACUUUGGAUACUUCCUCACCUUUUCACUCCACGAUUUUGCUAAAUAAACGUGGAUCAGAAGAAGGGGUGCUUCAGAAAUCAGUGGAGUGUUUCCAACAAGUGCAAGAGUCGGUUUCUAGACUACACAGAAGGAACCUCUUUCCGUACAAUCCAAGUGCACUCCUGAAGCUCUUGACUUCUGUUGAAACUAUUAGUAGCGAGCACAGAUCUGCUUCAAAGAAGUUCAAAGUCUAAGGAUCUGCAGUGCCCAUCCCCCACCUUCUCCCACUUAAUAGUUUUCAAAUGAGUUUUUCCAGAAGCUUAAAGUUUACCAGAACCUAUGGUCAGAGGCACGUUCUUUGGGAUUUGUCUAUGGGUCAUUAAAAGCUGGUCCAACUGGAUGAGAAACACGGACUCUUUAUAAUGACUAAUCCAUUGAUGUGUUUAAGUGUGGAAGUGUUUGACUGGAGGAUAUGGUCUUGCCUGUGGGUAUGUAUAAUUCAGCCACUGGGGGUGACUUUUUAAAAAGAAAAUAAUAAUAAAAUAAAACCCUGAAUUUUAUUUUUGCUCUCCUUGAUAUUCCAUCCCAAUGGAAAGGCAUAACCUUUCUCAACAGGAAUAUCUAUCACUUUUAUAAGAGAUAGUAGGGCAGCUGUGUGCUCCAUCUCUGGACAAGCAUGUAAAAUAAUUAAACAGAAUCAAAGUUAAUCGUUUUAUCCAGUACUUCUGUUCUGCUUAUGCAACAGACUUCCUCCUGCACAUUGGAACUUCUCCUUCACCUCCCUCCUUGUUGCACCCUCAAAAUCUGCUCCAAAAGGUUGAGGGACCAGCCUGAACAAAUUUUGGAGGUGCACAGGGAACUCCUGUUGCUCAGUAUUUGAUCCAGCUCAAGAGUUUCAGUCUUUUAAAAAGGUUGUGAAAUGAAAGGCAUGGGCAAAGGAGAUAAAAGUGCACUUACUUGUGACUGCUGCAGAAAAUAUGGAUCCUGGGAGUAUUCUGCCUCUAAUAGUCUUUUAUAACUUGUUACCCCACUUCAAACUGAACACAGUCCACUUACCAUAUAUGAUGGCUUAGCAGGGAAUCAACGAGCCUUCUCUUUUUCACCAUGCAGGCAGCAAAAACAAGCACCUGAAGCAUCACAGCACUUCUCUGGGGACUGUGUUCUGCUUGGUGGGUAACCACAGGUCUGCAAAUGUUGUUCUUCAUUUACCUGCUGCAUCUGAUAUAUAAGAACAACUCGCUUGAUACAUAUCAGGCCUGCAAAAAUUGUGAUUCUCAAAGCCAAAUGUUGUCCAUCCGUCAUGAUGUCGACAUAGGUCCUUGUUCAAAAGUUAUACAUGCAUGUAAAAUGCCCAGAGUCGUGCAGUCCAUAGGGACAUGUCCGUUACACACCAAUUUCAGGAGGAAAUGCCAAGAAAACACAGGCUUCAGUUGCAGGUUUGAAACUUACUGAGUUUCUUACAAAACAUUGGGCAACUUAGUAUAUACAGAAGUAAAUCUCUGCAAAGAUUCCACAGGAAAAGCCUGGACCAACAGGUUUACUUGGAGCAAGGAAGAAAGAGAAACAGGUAAGAGGCAAGGAGAAUUACUGGGAGGGGAGCAGCACUGGGGUGCAGUAGGCUGCAGUGAAGCCCUAAAUGCAAUGGGGUGAACUCUGAAUGUAGUUGGGAAGCAGAACUCGCUUUUUCAACUGUCACCUGGGAGCAGUGUUGUAUUAGAUUGUCCCAGUGGGAGAUACAGGAAGCAGAACUUACUCCAUCAGCUCUGCUGUAACAGACCAGGUCUCUUGAGCACCUCCUACUCCUGAACUGGGCCAGCUGGUCUUUGAGAACAACUGUUUAAGAACUGGCUUGAAUUUGAUUAUCUCUUCCCCACUUCUCCCCUCCCUGACCCUUUCCCCUUAGGUUGUAAGCCUGUAGGCAGGGAUUGCCUUGUUCUAACUGACUGUACGUAAGCCAGCUGGGAGCAUUUUUGUUGGAGGAGAAGGUACAUAUUCUGCGAACAAAUAAUAGUAAUAAUAAAUUAUGCCAGUUGAGAAAUAAGAGAGAGAAAUGGAAAGUUUGAAAUGACCUGCUUCAAAGAGAAAAUCACACAUCUCAAACUGCAAAAUAUUGUGGUUUGGAAAGAAUGUAUUUCCCAUACCAGAAAUGUUUCUUCCUGGAAAGAAGAUAUAAGGAGGGCAAGGAGUUAUCUACAUAAUAAAUUGUGCCAUUAUUUCUCAUUUG
Molecule: messenger RNA, 21289 nt
Organism: Podarcis lilfordi (Lilford's wall lizard)
Lineage: Eukaryota; Metazoa; Chordata; Lepidosauria; Squamata; Lacertidae
Source: the annotation of a GenBank genome assembly